Colletotrichum graminicola M1.001 is the source of this 2733-nucleotide messenger RNA. RefSeq names its product MIF4G domain-containing protein. Gene Ontology annotation, molecular function: protein binding; RNA binding. The record is from RefSeq and is a predicted model, not a curated record. Lineage: Eukaryota; Fungi; Ascomycota; Sordariomycetes; Glomerellales; Glomerellaceae. Gene Ontology annotation, cellular component: catalytic step 2 spliceosome. The transcript has a single exon. The coding region runs from base 1 to 2733 and encodes 910 amino acids. Gene Ontology annotation, biological process: mRNA splicing, via spliceosome.
AUGGCAUCGGCAGACGUCGGCUCCCCGCGCCUCGAGCGCCGCGAACGCGAUGGCGAACCUGAGGACGACCGCGACGGCAAUGACCGUCGACACCAUCGCGACAAUGAGCGCCCCCGCAACCGAGACAGAGAACGCGAUCGCGAUCGCACCGACAGCUAUCGACCGGCUCCCAAGGAACAGCGUCGCCCGACACCCCCCGUCAAGACGGAAGAGGAGAAGCAGGCCAUCGCGAAGGCCGAGUACGAGAAGCUGCUGUCCAUGCGAUCCGGAGGCACAUAUAUCCCGCCCGCACGGCUGAGGGCGCUACAGGCCCAGAUCACCGACAAGAGCUCCAAGGAAUACCAGAGGCUGAUGUGGGAGGCGCUGAAGAAGAGCAUCAACGGUCUGAUCAACAAGGUCAACUACUCCAACAUCAAACACAUUGUCCCCGAGUUGUUCGGCGAGAACCUGAUCAAGGGUCGCGGCCUUUUUUGCCGAUCCAUCAUGAAGGCGCAAGCGGCCUCUUUACCCUUCACCCCUGUCUUUGCAGCCAUGGCGGCCAUCGUCAACACGAAGCUGCCUGCCGUCGGCGAGCUCCUGGUCAAGCGCCUCAUCAUAUCCUUCCGCAAGGGCUUCAAGCGCAGCGACAAGGCUGUCUGCGUCUCAUCCACCACCUUCUUGGCGCAUCUCAUAAACCACCAGGUCGCCCACGAACGACUGGCCGGCCAGAUGCUCCUCCUCCUCCUCCACAAGCCGACCGACGACAGUGUCGAGAUCGCCGUCAACUUUAUGCGCGAGGUGGGGCAGCACUUGCAGGAUAUGCAACCCGCAAUCGCCUUGGCUGUUUGGGAUCAGUUGAGAAACGUCUUGCACGAGGCCGACAUCGAUAAGCGCGUGCAGUACAUGAUCGAGGUGCUCUUCCAGGUCCGAAAAGACAACUUCAAGGACAACCCACCCAUCAAGGAGGAGUUGGACCUGGUCGAAGAGGAGGACCAAAUCACACACAUGGUCGACCUUGACGGAGAGAUUGACGUGCAGGACGGUCUCAACAUAUUCAAACACGACCCGCAAUGGGAGGAACACGAGGAGGCAUACAAGAAGUUGAAGGCCGAGAUUUUGGGAGAGGGCAGCGACUACGACGAUGACGACGACGACGAUGAAGACGAAAGCUCCGAGGAAGAAGAUAAUGAGGAGGAGAAGGCCAUGGAGAUCAAGGACCAGUCCAACACCGAUCUGGUCAACUUGCGACGCACCAUUUAUCUGACCGUCAUGUCCUCCAUUGAUCCCGAGGAAGCCGUACACAAGCUCCUGCGAGUCAAUCUCCCGGCCGGCCAGGAGCCGGAGCUUCCAUCGAUGAUUGUCGAGAUUUGCUCCCAGGAGAAGACCUUUUCCAAGUUCCACGGCCUGAUUGGUGAGCGCUUCGCCAAGCUGAACCGCUUGUGGACUGGUCUCUUUGAGGAGUCAUUCGCCGACUACUACGGCAAAAUUCAUCGCUACGAGACAAACAGGCUUCGCAACAUUGCGCGCUUCUUUGCGCAUUUGCUUGCAACUGAUGCCAUUGGCUGGCAUGUUCUCUCGGUCAUUCAUCUGAACGAGGACGAGACAACCAGCAGUUCCAGAAUUUUCAUCAAGAUCCUCUUCCAGGACAUCUCUGAGGAGCUUGGUAUGGCGAAGCUCCAGGCACGGAUGAAGGACGAGAUUCUGCAGCCCAGCUUCGUCGGCUUGUUCCCCCGCGACAAUGCGCGGAACAUCCGUUUCUCUAUCAACUACUUCACCAGUAUCGGCAUGGGCGCUCUCACGGAGGCUUCCAGAGAGUAUCUCCAAAACCUUCCCAAGCCGACUUUGCCCGCACCGCCAGCUGACGAUUCCGACUCGGAUUCAGUGUCCGACUAUUCUUCUUACACCGGCUCGUCCUACUCCCGCUCGCGGUCAAGAUCGCGCACGCCCCGGCGUGCCAUUGACCGCAAGUACUCCGACUCCAGAUCUCCUCCCCCUCGUGGUAGAGGACGGUCCUACAGCCGGGACAGGAGCUCUACCCGGUCUCGCUCUUAUAGUCGCUCGGUCACGCCUCCCAGAAGGGCACGCCGUGACGACUCUCAUUCCGCAAGCCCGCCGAGAGGACGCGGCCGCUCAGUCAGCUAUUCCAGGUCUCCGCCUCCGGCCCGAAAUGGCCCCAGAGAUCGCAGCCUCAGCGUGACGCCGCCGCCGCGAAGGGCAGCCCGGAGAAACAGCCCAUCCGUCAGCAGGUCCCCUUCCCCACGGAGAGGGCGUUCUAUCUCCUAUUCGGCCAGCCCCCCACCUGCGCGAGGCUCUGCUCAAGGUUCGGCCCUUGGCCGUAGCUCUAAGCCAGACUCUCGUCGCACAGCCCGGCGAAACAGUUCGUCGGUGAGCAGUGUACCACGGAAGCGCGCCCGCUACGAUAGCCGAUCUCCCAGUCGGUCGCCGAGCCGUGCAUCGUCGUAUGACUCGCGGUCUCGCUCUCCUGUCCGCCGCGGGCCUAGAGAUAGCCGUUCGCCUCCGGCCCGUCCACGGGACAUUGCCAGCAUCUCACCGCCGCCCCGGGCAAGAGUCGCCCGUCGCGACGAUUCGGCGUCGAGGUCGCCAAGCCCUGCGCCGAGGAGGUCACUCAAGAGAAGUUCGCCCGAUGGCCGGGGCAGAGACUCGGGGAGCCCCGUGGGUGCGAAGCGGAGGAGGUACAGUGACUCGGUGUCCCGGUCGCGAAGCCCGCCGCCGACGAAGAAGGGUCGGAGGUGA